CACGCACUUUGCAUCAAUUCUAAUUUCUACACUACAGCAAAACAGUUACGCUUUUUCAUCCAUCAGCAAAACUCCUUAUUCUUACCCCAACACAAACACACUGUAACCCACUUUUUAAUAGACUAGCCGCAAAAGAUGGGUUGUGGAAUGAGCCAGGAGGACCAAGAGAUGCGUCGUAAGAACGAUGAAAUCGACCAGGCACUCAAAAAGGAAAAGGCCAAUCUAAAGAACGAGGUCAAGAUGCUGUUGCUGGGUGCUGGUGAAUCUGGCAAAAGCACCAUUUUGAAACAGAUGACACUGAUUCAUGGAAGUGGAUACAGUCAGCAAGAAAAAGAGGCAUUUAAAGAAAUCAUCUUUUCCAAUACUGCACAGUCGCUUCGUGUUAUUCUAGAGGCAAUGCAAAACAUGAACAUCGGGCUAGAGAUUCCAGCAAACGAGCAACAUAGAGCCAUUAUAUUUGAUCUCCCGAAUCAAAUCGAGGCCGAAGAUCUUCCCUCUGAAGUCACAACUGCUGUCAAGAAUUUAUGGACUGAUGGAGGUGUUCAAACAUGCUUUUCUCGUUCUAGAGAAUAUCAACUCAACGACUCUGCAAAAUACUACUUUGAGUCUAUUGACCGAAUUGGUGCUCCUGGAUACAUGCCCACAGAACAAGAUGUGCUUCGAUCUCGUGUCAAGACCACAGGUAUUACUGAGACUACGUUCCGUGUCGGAGAACUUACAUACCGCAUGUUUGAUGUUGGUGGUCAACGAUCUGAACGAAAGAAGUGGAUCCAUUGCUUUGAAAAUGUGACUGCUAUUGUGUUUCUGGUUGCCAUUUCUGAAUAUGAUCAGGUCCUGGUAGAAGACGAGACCGUCAACCGUAUGCAGGAAGCCUUGACACUGUUUGACUCGAUCUGUAACAGUCGUUGGUUUGUGCAAACAUCGAUUAUUUUGUUUUUGAACAAGAUUGAUCUGUUCAAGGAAAAGUUGCCACGGUCGCCUAUGGCCAAGUAUUUCCCCGACUUUACUGCUGGAGAAAACUAUGAAGCCGCAUGCGAUUACAUGCUCAACCGAUUUGUAUCUUUGAACCAGUCUGAAAAGAAGCAGAUUUACACACAUUUUACUUGCGCAACAGAUACAUCUCAAAUCAAGUUUGUCAUGGCGGCUGUUAAUGACAUUAUUAUCCAAAAUAAUCUGCGUGAUGUUGGAUUGAUGUAAAUCCACUUACAGAAAAGAAAGAAUUCAAACAAUUUGAACAUUCUAGUGCAUGAUUGCUGUCAUUGUGCGUUCAUAAUUGUUCCUAUCGUUUAAACUUUGAUCUUCCUUUUAUUACACUUCAGACUCUUUCUUUUUGGCAUUCACUGCUUUCGUUUCCUUCUGACGAUGCUUUGCCUUGGCUCAAUCUCUUGGUUACCUUGUUUGUUGUCUUACUCUGUUGGGCAAGCUUCGUUUAUAGCCAUUUUUAAAGGAAAGUUCCUGAGCAUUAAACCUCAAGUUUAAAUUUU
Messenger RNA from Batrachochytrium dendrobatidis JAM81, 1484 nucleotides. RefSeq lists its product as uncharacterized. Gene Ontology annotation, biological process: adenylate cyclase-modulating G protein-coupled receptor signaling pathway. The transcript has 3 exons. Gene Ontology annotation, cellular component: heterotrimeric G-protein complex. Gene Ontology annotation, molecular function: GTPase activity; GTP binding; G protein-coupled receptor binding. The record is from RefSeq and is a predicted model, not a curated record. The coding region runs from base 136 to 1197 and encodes 353 amino acids. Lineage: Eukaryota; Fungi; Chytridiomycota; Chytridiomycetes; Rhizophydiales.